GGCCGGGGGGAGCAGCGAGGCCGGGAGCGGGGUAGGCUGCGCCCGUACUUAAGCGGGCUGCCCGAGCCGCUGACGUCUUUCGAAUUGGAGACGAGCUGCCCCCCUCCCGUCCCGGGCUCCCGCGGACACGGCCGGGGACCGAGUGUGUACUGUGGAGUGAUUUCUUUGAAUCAAGUUGGCAAUCCAGGCAGGAGACUGUCCAUUCGGCUGUGAGACCUUCUGGGGCCAGGGACCCUCAGGGUGCCCCUGGAGAAUUCUCCAGAGAGACUUUCUCGUUUCCAUUGGAUCAUCACAGGAACGGACAAGACCCUGAGACAGACUUAAAAGAUGCUUUCUUCUGCCUGCCCUUGGAUCCAGAAAGCCAAAGGUUAUUUGCUUUUGAAUGGGAAAAUCUUGAGUCAGGUUGGAAAUCCCAACUCACCUGGACCGUGUUACCCCAGGGCUUCAAAAAUAGCCCAACAUUAUCUGGAAACCAACUGUCAAAUUACCUUGAGGACUGGAUGGCACCCACUGGGGAAGGAGUUUUGCUCCAAUAUGUAGAUGAGCUGUUGAUAGCCACCAAAAUCUUAAACAGCUGUAGGGAAUGGGAUAGUAAGCCUGUUAAAUUUCCUCGAACUUAAAGGAUAUAAGAUACUCAGAAAGAGGCACAAAUAACGAAUCAAGAAGUCACCUACCUGGUCUAUGAGGUCUCAGGGGACAGCGGAAAUUAGAACAAGAAUGCAAAGAAACAAAUUACCAAACUCCUCAGCCCAGGACAUCUAAGGAACUUUGGAUGUUUCUCAGGAUGACAGCCAAGGUACAAGUGUCUGUCCAGAAUGUCCAGGCAUGCGCAACUUAGAGACCAUGAUGUAAAUCCAUGUAUAGUGGAAACAGAUGCCUCUAAUAAAUGCAUGGAUGACAACAACUAUAAUAAGGAUAAGUGUACUGCUUAUUUCUUGAAGUACAGAAACUGCAGAAAAUUCUGGCAUGCCGUUAUGAUGCAAAGGAGAAGAAAUGGAGUGAAACCAGAGAUGCCUUCAGCAGAAGAGAGAAAGAAAAUGUUGGAAUCGAUGGGGAAGCCCUACUGACUAGAAACUUGGGUUGCUUGACUUGUUUUCACCAUACAUAUGAAGAUUUACCGGCAGCAAGUUUAUCUUUCAUGAACUGGAGUUUACAGUUGCCAUAUCUUGGAUUAAAAUAAGCUCCUAAAUUUGGAAAUGUGUGAGCUUUCUAGGAUAAAACUUCUUGGUUUUAUUCAUACUCCCUGUCUUGGGAACUUGGCCUCUCACUGGAAGACACAGUAUUGACACAAAUUAUGUCUAGGUACUUUGGAAGUAGAAACUAACUUGCUCUGAAAUGCUAAAUAUAAAAUUAACGGGACUCACAGAAAAUCUGUUUGAAAGGAGAGAACUGGUGAGUGUUGCUGUGUAGUUCUAACAAUGGAGCAGGUUAAGAGACUGGUAUGUGCAACGUGUUGCUGGUAUCCAGCUAUUCUGCCUAGUAAUGUGUAUUUACUGUGUGUGAUCUUACCGCUGUUUUCACAAGUUGUAUUCUGUGUUCCCAGUUUAAUAAGACCAUUCAUGAACUAAAAUCCCAAAUCCAACAAGCUUGUCAUUAAGUCUGCCACUGCAGUCAUCAGUGAGAGCAGAAGCUUGCAAUAAAUCAGGUUUGCUUGUU
This is a messenger RNA of Pezoporus flaviventris, 1656 nucleotides long. RefSeq names its product coiled-coil-helix-coiled-coil-helix domain containing 7 (gene CHCHD7). The transcript has 6 exons. NCBI's taxonomy places the organism in Eukaryota, Metazoa, Chordata, Aves, Psittaciformes, Psittacidae. The coding region runs from base 816 to 1067 and encodes 83 amino acids. The record is from RefSeq and is a predicted model, not a curated record.